This is a messenger RNA of Bufo gargarizans (Asiatic toad), 1947 nucleotides long. RefSeq names its product NPR2 like, GATOR1 complex subunit (gene NPRL2). The transcript is spliced from 12 exons. The coding region runs from base 55 to 1197 and encodes 380 amino acids. Gene Ontology annotation, molecular function: GTPase activator activity. NCBI's taxonomy places the organism in Eukaryota, Metazoa, Chordata, Amphibia, Anura, Bufonidae. Gene Ontology annotation, cellular component: GATOR1 complex; vacuolar membrane. The record is from RefSeq and is a predicted model, not a curated record. Gene Ontology annotation, biological process: positive regulation of autophagy; cellular response to amino acid starvation; negative regulation of TORC1 signaling.
UUGAUACGCUUCCUCGUUGCUUCCGGUGUGAUUUGUGAUUGCCUGAAGAGCACGAUGAUGUCCAGUCGGAGGAUCGAGUGCGUUUUCUUCAGUGAGUUCCAUCCGACCCUCGGCCCCAAGAUCAGUUACCAGGUUCCUGAGGAGUACAUCUCGCGGGAGCUGUUUGACACCGUCCAGGUUUAUAUAAUCACCAAACCCGAGCUCCAAAACAAGCUGAUCACAGUCACCGCCAUGGACAAGAAGCUGAUCGGUUGCCCGGUGUGCAUCGAGCACAAGAAGUACAGCCGCAACGCCUUGCUCUUUAACCUGGGCUUCGUGUGUAACGCCAGGGCCAAGACGUGCGCGCUGGAGCCCAUCGUCAAGAAGCUGGCAGGAUACCUGAAGACGCUGGAGCUGGAGUCCGGCUUCAUCUCUAAUGAGGACAGUAAGCAGCGGCUGGUGCCCAUCAUGAGUAUCCUGCUGGAGGGGCUGAACUCCACCGGGGAAUGCUCCCUGCCUAUAGAUGAAAGUAACACCAUGCACCUGAAGGUGAUAGAGCUGCGUGCGGCGCCCCCUACAGCCCAGGAGUACGACGUGCCCGUGUUCACAGAGGACAAGGAAGAGUUCUGUAACGCACAGUGGGAUCUGACAACGCAGCAGAUUCUUCCGUACAUUGAUGGUUUCCGUCACAUCCAGAAGAUCUCGGCUGAGGCGGAUGUGGAGCUGAACCUUGUGCGGAUAGCGAUCCAGAACCUUAUGUAUUAUGGGGUGGUAACUUUAGUUUCCAUCUUCCAGUACUCCAAUGUGUAUUGCCCGACGCCCCGGGUGCAGGAGCUGAUUCAUGACAAGGCUCUGCAGGAGGAGUGCGUCUCCUACAUCAGUAAACCAGGUCUGAAGCGGCCAAGUCUUCGCGACGUCUUCCAGCUGUACUGCGGCCUCAGCCCGGGCACUACCGUCCGCGACCUUAUUGCCCGUCACACACAGCAGCUGCAGAAAGUGGACGAAAGGAAACUCAUCCAGUUUGGGCUGAUGAAGAAGCUGAUCCGAAGACUCCAGAAAUACCCGGUGAAGGUGUCCCGCGAUGAGCGCAGCCCCCCUGCUCGCCUCUACACUGGAAGCCACAGCUACGACGAGAUCUGCUGCAAGACAGGAAUGAGCUACCGAGAGCUUGAUGAGCGACUGGACACCGACUCCAACAUCAUUGUGUGCAUGAAGUAAAGGGAGCGGAGACGGGCAGGAGAACCGCGGGAGCGGAGGGGGGCCGAGCAGGAGAACCGCGGGAGCGGAGGGGGGGCCGAGCAGGAGAGCCGCGGGAGCGGAGGGGGGGCCGAGCAGGAGAGCCGCGGGAGCGGAGGGGGGGCCGAGCAGGAGAACCGGGGGGGCCGAGCAGGAGAACCGCGGGAGCGGAGGGGGGGGCCGAGCAGGAGAACCGCGGGAGCGGAGGGGGGGGCCGAGCAGGAGAACCGCGGGAGCGGAGGGGGGGGCCGGGCAGGAGAACCGCGGGAGCGGAGGGGGGGGCCGAGCAGGAGAACCGCGGGAGCGGAGGAUGCCUCGCACACGCCAGCCACAGAUACGGAUGUUUCCUGCCCCUCUUAAUAAUAAGGAUUUACAGCUAAGGGUUGUCUUCAGCGUUUGUUCAGUCAGUAUACAGAUAUGUGGGGGGUCCUAUACUGCUCCUCGGAAUUACUGCGAGGCCUUCUGCACAGAUAAGUGGUGAAUCUUGGGGGGCCGUACCGACAUCCCACCAUCCUGCAGGAUGUUACACUGAUGGGGUGGACGCAGCUAAUGUCCCUUGUCAGGUGCACUCUCUCGGCGAACCGGGUGGGGCGGCUGGUCUCUCUCGGUUAACUUUGGGGGGGGGGGGGGGGGGCUUCUUUCUCUCGGCCAGCUAUGGGCUGACUGCGGUCUCUCGGCCAGCUUGUGGAGACGGCUGCUCUCUUGGCCAGAUUGGGGGGGGGGGGGGGCGGC